AGCAGUUCAGUGCGCGUACAAGUCUCGUGGGUAGCGGAUGCCAGCAAAGAUUUGGCAAAACUCGUUCGUUGCGACGCAGGCUUAGCAGAUUUUUGAAUUUCACAUCGAAGCGAUCAAAAGCUGAAAUACUCGUGUUUGUGGGAGCAAAAGGCCAACUAAGAAUUCCAAAAUGGCAGCCGUCAACGCAACGCAGGUGGACUAUUGGAACUUUCUGUUCACCGAUCUGGCAGAUCCCCGCACCAAUGACUGGUUCCUGAUCAAGUCGCCAUUGCCCCUGCUGGGCAUCCUGGCCUUCUACCUCUUCUUUGUGCUCUCGUGGGGACCCAAGUUCAUGAAGGACCGCAAGCCCUUCAAGCUGGAGCGCACCCUCCUGGUCUACAACUUCUUCCAGGUGGCCCUCAGUGUGUGGAUGGUGUACGAGGGCGUGGUCAUCUGGCAGUACUACAGCUGGAGGUGCCAGCCGGUGGACUGGUCCCGCACCCCCAAGGCCUAUCGUGAGGCACGCGUCGUCUAUGUCUACUACCUGGCCAAGAUCACCGAGCUGCUGGACACCAUCUUCUUUGUGCUGCGCAAGAACGACCGCCAGGUGACCUUCCUGCAUGUCUACCACCACACCGUGAUGCCCAUGAUCAGCUGGGGCACCAGCAAGUACUACCCCGGCGGACACGGCACCUUCAUCGGCUGGAUCAACUCCUUCGUGCACAUCAUCAUGUACUCCUACUACUUCCUCUCCGCCUUCGGACCCCAGAUGCAGAAGUACCUGUGGUGGAAGAGUUACAUCACCAACCUGCAGAUGAUCCAGUUCUGCUGCGCCUUUAUCCACCAGACCCAGCUUCUGUACACGGACUGUGGGUAUCCCAGGUGGUCGGUGUGCUUCACCCUGCCCAACGCGGUGUUCUUCUACUUCCUGUUCAACGACUUCUACCAGAAGUCCUACAAGAAGAAGCAGGCUGCUGCCAAGGCCAAGGCUCUGACGGCGGACAACAACAACGAUGGGUGCGCCAAGGACCUCAACAGGGCCGUGGAGCUGGAUAACCAGAUGAAGCAGAAGGCCUUGUAGAGGGGGGCCUCCAACCAACCACCCACCAACCUCACCCGCCCCCGCAAAACCCCCACCACCCACCACCACUCCCCCCUUCAAUACUCGUACCAAAAGCGGGACAAACACCCACUGAGAGCCACCCAUGUUCUAUGUGCAACCUUGUUGACUAAUUUCUUAAGUAAUCCGCCGCCAAAAAAGAAACGAGACGAAUAGAUAUUUGAGCAAAUGAGGUUUUCGAGACACAGAUACACAUAUUAUGUAAAUGUUCAAACAGUUGAAAUUGCUUUUUGCAGCCAUCGUCAUCAUCGCUCGCUCCGUUUGAUGUUCGCAUCUGGCGGACCCAAAUGAAAGAAGUCGUAUGUCUUUCGGCCAAAACUGAACUAAGUUAAGUAAACAGGCAGAAGAAGCGUUAGUUGUGUAAAUAAGUGUAGGUACGCAUGCAAAUGUGUUUUCUUAGAUUUUAUAUACGUGUGGUAUGUAAAGUAGGCAUAAAACAAGUGAAAAACUAGCUAAUAACAAAACCAUAAAUACAAACACAUUUUACAAAUAAAUCUAGAAUUUUUUCUACAAAAAUAUCGAAAAAUAA
Molecule: messenger RNA, 1628 nt
Organism: Drosophila rhopaloa
Lineage: Eukaryota; Metazoa; Arthropoda; Insecta; Diptera; Drosophilidae
Gene: sit
Product: elongation of very long chain fatty acids protein AAEL008004
Exons: 4
Coding region: 170-1060 (296 amino acids)
Biological process (GO): fatty acid elongation, monounsaturated fatty acid; very long-chain fatty acid biosynthetic process; fatty acid elongation, polyunsaturated fatty acid
Cellular component (GO): endoplasmic reticulum membrane
Molecular function (GO): fatty acid elongase activity
Source: RefSeq, a predicted model, not a curated record